Vigna radiata var. radiata (mung bean) is the source of this 573-nucleotide messenger RNA. RefSeq lists its product as uncharacterized. The transcript has a single exon. The record is from RefSeq and is a predicted model, not a curated record. Lineage: Eukaryota; Viridiplantae; Streptophyta; Magnoliopsida; Fabales; Fabaceae. The coding region runs from base 1 to 573 and encodes 190 amino acids.
AUGGGUGAAUUAACAUACUUCCUUGGUUUACAAGUCAAGCAAACUAAGGAUGGAAUCUUCAUUCACCAAUCCAAAUACUGUAAUGAUUUGCUGAAAAGAUUCAAAAUGCUGGACUGCAAAGAUGCUGCAACUCCCAUGGCAACAAAUUGUUACUUGGAUCUUGAUGAGGCCUGGAAAAAUGUUGAUCAAAAAUUGUAUAGAGGUAUGAUUGGACCACUUCUUUAUCUUACUGCUAGUAGGCUUGACAUAAUGCACAGUGUUUGUCUCUAUGCUAGAUUUCAAUCUGCACCUAAAGAAUCACAUCUUACAAUUGUAAAAAGAAUUUUAAAGUACCUUAAAGGUACCAAAGGCCUUGGACUAUGGUAUCCAAAUGGCACAAAAACUUUUCUAAAUGGCUAUAGUGAUUCUGAUUUUGGAGGUUGCAAACUAGACAGAAAAAGCACUAGUGGCACAUGUCACUUACUUGGAUCAUCAUUGAUUUCUUGUCAUUCAAAGAAACAAGCAUGUGUGGCUUUAUCUACCACAGAAGCUGGGUACAUAGCAGCAGGAAGUUGUUGUGCAGAGUCUCUUUAG